AUGCCGCCAAAGGGCGCAACAGCGGUGCCAAAGAGGAAGAGACCCGAACAGAGGGUCGCAUCGGGCUCCGGCAGCAGCAAGACCCUUGACCUGCCCUCCCAAGACGUCGUUUCAGCCGCCCAGGACGCUCAAUUAGAAAUACCCAGCGACGAAGACGAGGAGGGAGAAGCAGACGUCGCAGCCACGACUGAUGCGCUCAAAGUCCCUGCAGGCGCCGAAGCUAGCGACGAUGAAGACGACGAGGAAGAGGAAUUCCCAGAGAUCGAUGCAGCAUCCUCAGACGAUGAAGACGACGAUGACCAUGGCUCCUUCGACGUAUCCGACAGCGACCUUGAAGAUGGAGUCGAUACUGACGAGUAUGACUCGCAAGAUGAAGACGCCCGCGCCUCGCGAUUCGCAGCAAAGGCAGCAACGCAGGGAGAAAUCGAUGCAGAGCUCGACGGCAUGGUCAAGCGAGCCACUGUCAAGCCCAGCGAAGAAGACUACAAGCUCAACAAACUUGGCCUCGAUCCAGCAACUGCAGCUCCCAUUCUUGGCGACCGUAAUGCAGACGGUAGCACAAAGUCGACGUUCCAGCGCAGCAAGCUCACAGGUCAGACACGGAGAGUGUACCCUGAGAUUGAGCCCGACUACGAUAGCGACAGCAGCACUGAAGACGCUCCCAAUAGGAUCGGCAACGUACCGCUCGAGUGGUACGACGAUCUACCUCACAUCGGAUACGACAUCGAGGGCAGGAAGGUGAUGAGGCCCGCAAAGGGAGACGAGCUCGACAAAUUCCUAGCAACGGUAGAGGACCCAACUUCAUGGAUGAGCGUCGAAGACAAGCUGACAGGCAAGGAUGUACAGCUGACGAAUGAGGAGCUGGACAUUAUCAGACGUCUGCAGCAGGCAGAGAUCCCAGAUGGCAGCUACGACCCGUAUGAGGAUCAAGUCCACUGGUUCACAGGCGAGGGCAAGGAGAUGGUCACCCCAAUGACUGGCAAGCCUGAGCCGAAGCGGCGCUUUGUGCCCUCCAAGUGGGAGCACAAGAAGGUCAUGAAGAUCGUCCGGGCUAUUCGACAGGGCAGAAUUACACCGCGUGCUCCCGCUCAGUCAAAGGCUUCCAUCUACAACAUCUGGUCAGACGCAGAUGCACCUCGCGCAGACCACCCUAUGCAUUUGCCUGCUCCCAAGCUGCCGCUGCCGACGACGGCAGAGUCGUACAACCCACCGGCCGAGUACCUCUUCACAGAGGAAGAGAAGAAGGCGUGGGAGGAGGCAGAGAGAGAGGACCGCAAGACUUCCUUUGUGCCUGCCAAGCACUCUGGUCUACGAGUGGUACCGGGCUACAAGGACUUUAUGCAAGAGCGCUUCGAGCGGUGUCUGGACCUCUACAUGGCGCCUCGUGUCCAGCGGAAGAGGCUCAAUAUCAGUGACCCUGAUCAGCUGCUGCCGAAGCUCCCUUCGCCACAAGAGCUCAGGCCAUUCCCUACGACUUGUGCGGUCACCUACCCCCACCCCAACAACUCUCGAGUGAGAUGUGUCGCCGUCGACCCUCGCGGAGGGUGGCUCGCAACAGGAGCCGACGAUGGUCGAGUGCGACUGUGGGAUCUAGAGAUUGGUCGGUGUGCUGCUGUAUGGGAUCUCAACUAUGGUUCGGCAGAGCGGGAUCGUUCCCCAGUGCACUCCUUGGAGUGGUGCCCGAACAAGAGCGUCAGCCUGAUCGCUGCCGUCACGUCUGGCAAAGCUACGAUCAUCGCACCUCCCCAUACCAGUCCCGGGUCGGCUUCGGCAACUGGCACGACAUCUUUCCAGCAUGCGAUUGCAGGCUACCAACCUGCUCUUCCCACCUCAUCCUCGACGGCUCAGGCAUCAGCUAGCGCAGCACCUCCCGCCAAAUGGUCACGUCCGAGCGACGUUGAGCGUUCCAACGGUGUGGCAGUACACAUCACCUUCAACGGUACGCCAAAGCAGGUGACCUGGCACGCGAAGGGCGACUACUUUACCACCGUUUCCGCCGAUGGAGGAUCCUCUUCUGUUCUGAUCCACCAAUUGAGUAGACAACGUUCCCAAGCUCCCUUCAAAAAGGCCUCCAAGGGUUCUUCAGUGCAGAAGGUCGCUUUCCACCCUACGAAGCCCCAUCUCUUUGUAGCCACACAGCGCUACGUUCGUAUCUACGACCUCUCCGCACAGAGUCUCAUCAAGACGCUCCAGCCAGGUCUCAAGUGGAUCUCCUCCAUCGAUGUGCACCCAUCGGGGGACCAUGUGAUCUUAGGAUCCUACGACAAGCGUCUUUGCUGGUUCGACCUAGACCUCUCCACCAAGCCUUACAAGACUCUUCGGUACCACGCCAGAGCUCUACGAAGUGUUGCUUUCUCCCGCUCGUACCCAACCUUCGCCUCGGCCUCGGACGAUGGGACCGUGCAUGUAUUCCACGGAACGGUGUAUUCGGAUUUCAACUCGAAUCCCCUAAUCGUACCACUAAAGGUGCUCAAGGGACACGAGGUCACGGAUGGAUUGGGAGUGCUGCAUAUGACUUGGGUCACAGGACAGCCGUGGGUCGUUACUGCUGGGGCGGAUGGAACGGCUAGGUUGUGGACACCGUGA
This is a messenger RNA of Microstroma glucosiphilum, 2586 nucleotides long. Its product is annotated as BOP1NT-domain-containing protein. The coding region runs from base 1 to 2586 and encodes 861 amino acids. NCBI's taxonomy places the organism in Eukaryota, Fungi, Basidiomycota, Exobasidiomycetes, Microstromatales, Microstromataceae. The transcript is spliced from 2 exons. The record is from RefSeq and is a predicted model, not a curated record. Gene Ontology annotation, cellular component: PeBoW complex; preribosome, large subunit precursor. Gene Ontology annotation, biological process: ribosome biogenesis; maturation of LSU-rRNA from tricistronic rRNA transcript (SSU-rRNA, 5.8S rRNA, LSU-rRNA). Gene Ontology annotation, molecular function: ribonucleoprotein complex binding; protein binding.